UCGGCCCCGGUCCCGCCUCCCGGAGGUUUUCGCUUUCGCUUUCCUGCCGAUGUCGUUGAGGAAAAUGAAAGUGGUUGUGUCCAGGACUGGCGCAGCUGCCGUUCCGGGCGAGGGGCGCAGAAUGCGGCGGCGGCCAGCCUGGAGCGCGGGCCCUGGGGCGCCCGCGCAGGGCGAGGUGGCAGCACACCCUGGCCCCCCAGGCAGUCCUGAGGAUGGCCAGCAGAGAAACAAGAAAAUGGACUCCCUGGCUGCUGGAGAGUUGAAUGCCAGCCACCAGCCAUGGGUACCAGAGUUUGUAGCCCAUUGGAGGAAAACACAUCAAGCCUACGCCAUUCUGUACCCUUUAGCCAAGCAAGCCCAGCUGAGGCCCCGCAGCGUCCCUGCCCAGCAGAGCUACAGGAGGCCCCAGGCCCCUUCCUGUUCACUCUUGCUCCAUAGACGCCACGCUGCAAAGCAGAUGUGCAGGGACACCACCUGAGGACCUAGCCUGCAGCUCAGCCCCACACACUGUGGAUGGUGGAGAUCCCAGAGGGCCAAGGGAAGCUUGUUGAGACCUCUCUGCACUGCCCCUCCCGCAGCAGGAGGUUCAUGCCCAUGCAUUUCUGGGAGAGUUGAGAGGGCCCAGGUGGGUGGAAUACCUGUCUGUGAGCCCCAUGUCCUGUCUUGUCCCAGCUGCCUGUAGUUUGACCAGAGUAUGCUAGAGGUCAGCCAUUGCUAGGGAGGCUGCCACUAACCACACAAAAAGGAAGGAAAAUUCUCAGCCACAGCACUUAGAGCUGAGCCUGACGUGGUCCUCAGCAAGAUGUUGCAAGUUCCUAAUCUGAACACAGAGGCCAGGGAGUAAGCAUCAUCUGGAGCCCAGAACUGACUGUCAUUACCCACAAACAUAAACACCCUGAGUCAGGCCUUCUCCCCACCCUACUCGGGUUGUCCGAGCCUCAGCACUGGCUCUGCCCUGGGUGGCAGCCCCUGGGAAGCCCAGCUGCCACCUCUCUACAAAUGACCCUGUAGAAGCUGCGCUCAGUGAUCCACUUCCUGGGGUGGGGUUGGGCCCACCUUGUUGCCAUUACACCCCGUUACAAACUGAUGCAACCAGCUUUCAACAGACACUGCCAAGGAAGAUACACAUUACAACAGCAUGCUGCAAUACCUCUGCCCGUGCAAGACACCAGCCCACAUCCAAAAAAAUGGACAUCUUCCCACCCCACUGUCUCACUCUACUGAGCUGGAAGUGGCCUUUGUCAGGACUCUUUGAGGUCUUGAGUGGAUCUACUUUUCCCAAGAUAUUAAACCAGUGACUUUCAAUCCUGGCUGUACAUUACUGUCAUCUGGGAUAUUAAAAAAUAUUGAUGCCUGGAUCUUGCUCCCACCCAAAAGAAUCUGACUGGAUUGAUGUGGGUUUCAAAAAUUUUUUAAGUGUUUGUUAAAGGAUGACAUAUAUGCAAAAAAAGAAAAAAAAAGAAAAAAGCACAAACCAUAAGUGUAAAGCUCAGUGAAUUUUCACAAAUGAAUUGACCCCGAGUAACCAGCAUCCAAAUCAUGAAACUG
Messenger RNA from Mandrillus leucophaeus (drill), 1548 nucleotides. RefSeq lists its product as uncharacterized. Bases 50 to 478 code for a protein of 142 amino acids. The record is from RefSeq and is a predicted model, not a curated record. Lineage: Eukaryota; Metazoa; Chordata; Mammalia; Primates; Cercopithecidae. The transcript has 4 exons.